CUUCACUCGAUUCUCAAUCCUCAUGUUCAUCACUAAGGCGCUUUCUUUCUUUUUAUCCGGUAUAUGAGAUGGAAGAAGACUCGGUAUUUGAGCAAGUCUUUAGUUUAGAAACGAGGGUAGGGGAAUGGGAGGAAGUAGAGAGAGUUUUGGGUGAAAAAGGGAGAAAAACAAGAAAGGAAAUGAGGGACAAAAUG
Dovyalis caffra is the source of this 194-nucleotide messenger RNA. NCBI's taxonomy places the organism in Eukaryota, Viridiplantae, Streptophyta, Magnoliopsida, Malpighiales, Salicaceae. The record is from the annotation of a GenBank genome assembly.